GACUGGAAUCCGCUCACAGCCUUCGUGCAUCCGGAAGUCUACUUCCGAGUGGCCACGUUGCCCUUCGAGUUGGAUUCCAUGGCCCCGAAUGCUCAUAAGACCAACUGCCGUGAUGAAGAGAAUCGCACACCCAUGAAGGUCCUCUUCGAGCAGAUGGGACCCACUGCAGCGGAGCGCUGGCAGAACUACACUUGGCCCAGGCUACUGGAUGCCGUUCGCGCAGCUUUGCUGGCCACACGACCGGCCAUGUACUCGGACAAGCCGAAGAUGUCGUCGCCUUCGGCAUUUGAGCUCUUUGGGCUGGACUUCGGCCUUGACGACAGCUGGAGACCGUGGUUGUUCGAGAUCAACACUUCUCCUUGUAUGCUGGAUGACUGCAAGGGUGACUACGAAGAGGAGAUCAAGAAUUGGGCCUGGGAGGCAACAGACUCUCUCCUGCGCCUGUCAUUAGCUUACCACGAUGGCUGGCAGCCGCCUGCCCAUGCUGAGCUCUUGAACCUUCGUGCGAGCCCUCGAGGCCGCGAUUCCCGACUGUUUGGCGAGGAGACGCAGUGUCCGAACUGCCUCGGUGCCGCCGUGAAUGCUGUGCCGGAGUGCCUGGUCUCUGGCUUGAGUUUGGGGGAUCCUUGUGGACGAUGGCGCUUGAUCCUCCGCGAGAAGGGCUUGGAUGACGCGACUCUGAGGCAGUCGCGCGAGACGUUGAUGAGGCGGAUCUACCAGGGCAUGUCCACCAGAGAAGCAAGCGUGAGCCGAUU
Messenger RNA from Symbiodinium sp. CCMP2592, 755 nucleotides. Lineage: Eukaryota; Dinophyceae; Suessiales; Symbiodiniaceae. The record is from the annotation of a GenBank genome assembly.